Messenger RNA from Arachis ipaensis, 1187 nucleotides. Its product is annotated as wall-associated receptor kinase carboxy-terminal protein. Lineage: Eukaryota; Viridiplantae; Streptophyta; Magnoliopsida; Fabales; Fabaceae. Gene Ontology annotation, molecular function: polysaccharide binding. The record is from RefSeq and is a predicted model, not a curated record.
AUUUGUAAAAUUAAAUUCAUCAUCCCAAAUUCACUCAUCUUCUUACUUUUCCUUUGGUCCAAAAACGCGUAUAGCAUAGCAUAUUCCACUGUCGCUCGCUAGUUCCAAAUCUAGAACAUGAAGAUGCAUCUUCUCAUAUUCACAUUCCUACUACAACUACAAGCCAUUGUUAUUCUAACUACUCUUGCACUCUCCAUUUGCAAGAACUCAUGUGGCAACAUUCCCAUAAACUACCCAUUUGGCUUAGAAGAUGGUUGCGGUGCACCUCAGUUCAGGAACAUGCUUAACUGCAGCACUAACUUGUUCUUUCAAACCCCUUCUGGUUCUUACAAGGUUCAAUCCAUCGACUACAACAAACUAACCAUGGUAAUCUACGACCCUGAAAUGUCCACGUGCUCCAUCCUUCAACCACACCAUGAGUUGGUCAUGACAGAAGUUCAAACCGCCAUAAUCCCACCAUCACAAGACACCAUUUUCGUGCUCCUAAACUGCUCCAUAGACUCUCCAGUUCUCAACCAUUACAAGUACCUCUGCUUCAACUUCGAAGGCCACACUUGCGACGAGCUUUACGGCUCCUGCAACGCUUUCAGGGUGUUCCACUUGUCAACAACUAACAGUUCCCCACCGUGCUGUUUCACAAGCUACAACACCGUGAAGUUCAUGAGCAUGAAUAUAUUGGAUUGCACGCACUAUACGAGCGUGUUUGACACGGGAAAGUUGAGGGGUGUGGGACCUUUGGAUUGGGUUUAUGGGAUUAAGCUUUCUUUUAGUGUGCCUGAUGUGGGGUGUGGAACUUGUGAGAAAUCUGGUGGGACUUGUGGCUUUGAUGCUGAUACACAAGGUUUCUUGUGUCUCUGCUCAAGUACUACAAAUUCGACAAGAGAUUGUGCUGGUGGAAGCGUAAUAUCAAAGGCACAGAAGAUUGUUCCAUGGACACACUACUCCCAACUGGUUUCAUUUCUUGUAGUUGUACCUGGUCUAAUUUACAAGGUUUAAGGUUCCCUUAAUACUUCAAAUUUAGUAGAUUUUCACUUGGUUUGUUUAUACUUAAUAGGCAGAGAGCCCCUGUGUAGUUGCAAGUUGUUUCCCUGGGGGGAAAGCAUAGUGGUUUUGCUACCAAAAUUGAAGGGAACCAUUCUUUGAUGCAAUUUGCUGUUCAAAUUAUGGGCAUUUAGUCAUUUACUCCA